Molecule: messenger RNA, 417 nt
Organism: Metarhizium robertsii ARSEF 23
Lineage: Eukaryota; Fungi; Ascomycota; Sordariomycetes; Hypocreales; Clavicipitaceae
Exons: 2
Coding region: 1-417 (138 amino acids)
Source: RefSeq, a predicted model, not a curated record
AUGCAGACCAAGACCGUCCUCGCCGCCCUCGCCGGCACCGCCUUCGCGGCCAACCUCCAGCCCCGUCAGACUGACCUCGGCGCGGCCACCCAAUGCCUCGACCUCCUCAAGACGAUUCCAACCCCGCCCCCCGACCUGGUCAAGGAGUGGACGUCCAACCCCCCCAAGGACUACUGCUCCAUCUCCAUCCCCGCCAGCCUCAGCAAGGACUGGUCCAGCUACACCUCGUCGGCCUCGUCCUGGGUCAAAGCCCACUCCAGCGACCUGGCCAAGUGCCCCGGCGCCGGGCAGGCCACUGCCACCGGCGGCUCUGCCACCGGCGCCAGCCAGCCUACCAAGACUGGAGGUGCUUCCCGCGAGACCGGCGUGGCCUUUGCUGCCGUUGCCGCCGCCGGCUUCGCCCUGGCUGCCUUGUAA